Messenger RNA from Auxenochlorella protothecoides, 888 nucleotides. RefSeq names its product Uracil-DNA glycosylase. NCBI's taxonomy places the organism in Eukaryota, Viridiplantae, Chlorophyta, Trebouxiophyceae, Chlorellales, Chlorellaceae. The transcript has 5 exons. The coding region runs from base 1 to 888 and encodes 295 amino acids. Gene Ontology annotation, cellular component: mitochondrion; nucleus. Gene Ontology annotation, molecular function: uracil DNA N-glycosylase activity. Gene Ontology annotation, biological process: base-excision repair; base-excision repair, AP site formation via deaminated base removal. The record is from RefSeq and is a predicted model, not a curated record.
AUGACGCACCAGGGCACACUGCACGCCUUCCUGGGCGUGCAUCCAGCCAAGAAGGCAAAGCAUGAAGCACCAAUGAGAUCGUCCCCACCCAGUGAUCCGCAGCAGAAGAAGACUGGGGCCGCAGGUGCCCCCCUUGCGCCACAGGACCCUGCCCUGGACACCCAUGCCCUCCAAUCCUCGCCUGACCAGGACCGCGGCAACAGAGGCACCCCGGAGCUCGCCCAGCUCCUCGCCCCUGCAUGGCGGGACUUGAUGGGCGACCAGCUCAGCGCGUCCUAUUUCCGGGAGUUGGAGGCCUUCCUGGUGGCCGAGUGGGGUGGCAAGACCCCGAUAUUCCCUCCACGAGAUCAGAUCUUCAGGGCUUUGAAUGCCUGCCCCAUCGACAAGGUGCGGGUGGUGGUGCUCGGCCAGGAUCCCUACCAUGGCCCGGGGCAGGCCAUGGGAAUGUCCUUCUCCGUGGCGCCAGGUGUCCCUGUGCCCUCCAGCCUGCGCAACAUCUUCAAGGAGCUCAGGGACGACGUGGGGUGCGCACCUCCCGGGAAUGGGGACCUCAGCAAGUGGGCGGAGCGGGGUGUGCUCCUCCUCAAUGCGGUGCUGACGGUGCGGUCGGGGGCCGCGGCGAGUCACCAGAAGAAAGGGUGGGAGCGGUUCACCGACGCCGUCAUCCGGACGCUGAAUCGGGAGCGUACGGGAGUCGUGUACCUGCUGUGGGGCCGCCAUGCCCAGGCCAAGGGGGCGCUCAUCGAUAGGACCAGCAACCAUGUGCUGACAGCAGCCCACCCCUCCGGCCUGUCUGCAUCUCGGGGGUUCUUUGGCUGCCGCCACUUCUCUGCUGCCAAUGCCUGGCUGGCAAAAGACGGGCAGGAACCCAUUGACUGGCAGCUGUAA